GUCACCGCAGCAAUUCGUUUCAAUCCCCCCCCCCCCCCCCCGUCUGAGCUGAUCGUUGUCAACGGAGGGGAAGUGUUAGUAGAGGAGAAGGAAUCGGAAGUCAUGAAUCUCAAUGACGUGCGCAAUGUGAAGAUUCCGAAUGGCGGGCCUGCAGGUGCAUUGGUCAAGCUCGCCGUUAUCGGUGGCAUUGGGGUGUAUGCUGCGGUCAACUCGUUGUACAAUGUGGAGGGAGGGCACCGAGCCAUUGUGUUUAAUCGCAUUGUAGGUGUCAAGGAUAAGGUGUAUCCAGAGGGAACGCAUUUUAUGAUUCCCUGGUUCGACAGGCCUGUGAUAUAUGAUGUCCGUGCACGACCUAACAUUGUCGAGAGCACGUCGGGGAGUAGGGAUCUUCAAAUGGUGAGAAUUACGUUGCGAGUGCUGACGCGCCCUAUGGCGGAUCGACUGCCUACGAUCUACCGCACACUAGGACAAGACUAUGCGGAACGAGUUCUGCCUUCUGUUGUUCAGGAAACUUUAAAGGCCGUUGUUGCUCAGUACAACGCCAGCCAGCUCAUUACGCAGCGUGAGGUUGUGAGCAGGGAGAUCCGGAGAAUCUUGCAAGAGCGUGCUACAAGUUUCGACAUCGCUUUGGAUGACGUGUCUAUCACCAAUCUUACUUUUGGGCGGGAGUUCACAGCUGCUAUUGAAGCCAAGCAAGUUGCUGCUCAGGACGCUGAGAGGGCCAAGUUUGUGGUGGAGAAGGCAGAGCAGGACAAAAAAAGUGCCAUCAUCCGUGCUCAGGGAGAAGCCAAGAGUGCUCAACUUAUUGGUGACGCCAUUUCUAACAAUCCAGCUUUCAUCACCUUGAGAAAGAUUGAGGCUAGUAGAGAAAUUGCGAACACAAUCUCGACCUCCCAGAACCGCGUAUUUUUGAGUGCCGAUUCCUUGCUCCUUAACUUGCAAGACAUGGGUGUCGAAGAAAUUGGUCUGAAGCUAGUCCAAUCCAAGAAGUAAUGAAAGCACAAGCCAUUCACUUCAAGUCUUUGAACAUGUAGUUUAUUCAUUGUCAGUCUUCUUGUUGGAGUCAGUGAUUCUAUCGAAGUCGUCUAAUUAUUGACAGCAGGGAUCGUUUGAAUCUGUACUUUCCCAUUCAAUUUGCUUAUUAGGACAUUGUAGCUGGUUAUAACAAAGAGCAUUUCUUUAGAAGGCCUAUUGGCAAAAGAACCUAAGCCGAGGGGUCCAAUACAGGAAUAAAGGAAUAAUGAUUACUUUGGAUAGAUGACAAGAUUCUGAUUAGUUUACACUUAUAAGGAAGCUGAUUCGGUUCUCAAA
Molecule: messenger RNA, 1311 nt
Organism: Physcomitrium patens
Lineage: Eukaryota; Viridiplantae; Streptophyta; Bryopsida; Funariales; Funariaceae
Product: prohibitin-1, mitochondrial
Biological process (GO): mitochondrion organization
Cellular component (GO): mitochondrion; membrane
Source: RefSeq, a predicted model, not a curated record